AUGUCUUUUAAUCUUUUUCGCCCUUUAUUAUCUUCUCGUGCAGUUAAUUCACUCAGUGGAUCAAUACGCACUUACUCAGUCCUGUACACCGCGCGUUGUACAUCAACCGGCGGUCGAGAUGGCCAAGCUAAAUGUGAUGAUAAUCCAUCGCAUUUAAAUGUGAAAUUAACUAAACCAAAAGAACUAGGUGGUUCUGGUGGUGAUGGAACAAAUCCCGAGGAAUUAUUUGCUGCUGGUUACAGUGCUUGUUUCUUAGGCGCUAUGGGUCUAGCUGCUAAAAAUUUGAAGAAAAACUUACCAAGCUCAACAACUGUCAGUGCAGCUGUUAGUAUCGGUAAACACACCAAUGGCAAUCUAGGUUUAAAAGUUGAUUUAACGGCAAAACUGCCAGGUGCCAGUCAAGCUGAUGCCGAUGCUAUUGUUAAAGCUGCACAUCAAAUCUGUCCCUAUUCUCAUGCAACACGCAAUAAUGUUGAUGUCGCAAUCAAAGCUACCACAUAA
Messenger RNA from Adineta ricciae, 501 nucleotides. Lineage: Eukaryota; Metazoa; Rotifera; Eurotatoria; Adinetida; Adinetidae. The record is from the annotation of a GenBank genome assembly.